Messenger RNA from Haliotis rufescens (red abalone), 1035 nucleotides. Its product is annotated as sulfotransferase 1B1-like. The record is from RefSeq and is a predicted model, not a curated record. Gene Ontology annotation, cellular component: cytoplasm. Lineage: Eukaryota; Metazoa; Mollusca; Gastropoda; Lepetellida; Haliotidae. The transcript has 6 exons. The coding region runs from base 117 to 995 and encodes 292 amino acids. Gene Ontology annotation, molecular function: sulfotransferase activity. Gene Ontology annotation, biological process: sulfation.
CUGUGGUCGCGUCCUUGACUGUAAGCGUGUUAGUAGGACAUGAUAGCAAUGGACGCCUCUGUGCAGGUACACACUACAGGCUCGUUGUGUUUUUAAAAAAGUUUCGGCCAUCCAGUAUGCCUUUGAUACAAAUAAAAGACAGUGAGGGGCAUGGCAUGAUGAUUCGAGAGGUCGGGAAGUUCCGGAUACCCCCGGAUUUCCCCGAGGAAGUGUUCAGAGAAGUGCCGAAGCUGACAAUGAGAGACGAUGACAUUGUGAUGGCGAAUUGGAUGAGAUCAGGUACACACUGGAUGUUUGAAAUGAUCAGCAUGCUUGUCAACAAUAAUACGGAGACAAUUCCUAAAAAGAAAGAAGACCACAUGCUGGAAUAUCAACCAAUGAGCAUGCUCGAUGCGUUACCAUCCCCGCGAGUUUUGAACACUCACUUACGCUUCCGGUACCUGCCGGAAGACAUGAAAACGAAGAGGUGCAAAGUGGUGUAUUUGUUGAGAGACCCACGAGAUGCACAUGUGUCUUUAUACUCAUUACAGAGGAGACGGAAAAAUGUUGGAUAUGAUGGACACUGGAAAAAUUGGUAUACCCUCUGUCUGAACGAGGAACUGUCAUGGGGUACAUGGUUUCAUCACGUUCGAGACUGGGAGAGAGUGUUCGAAGAAUAUCGAAACUUGGAUGUACAGUUUGUGCAUUAUGAAGACCUGAAGAAAAAUCCUCUGGAGGAGUUACGUAAGGUUUCCAGGUUUCUCGGCACCAACACAACAGAAGAGCUGCUUCGGGCCAUCAUAGACAAAUGUCAGUUGGAGAGAAUGAGAUGCGACAAAUUCCCCUAUGAGGCGUUGGAAAAUGGCCAAUCCAUACACUACGAGAAAGGUGUAGCUGGAACGUGGAAAGAGUUUUUCACAGUUCAACAAUAUGAACAGUUUGAAAAGCUCUAUAGGCAGAAUAUGACCGGGUCUAAAUUUGAGUCAAGAUACAGAGGUCCCGUUGAUGUGUUGUAAUAUGAAAUUUAAUGCUACAAUAAAGACAGUACAUUGGUAA